AUGCUGCAGAGUAUGCCUCGCGCGCUGCAAGACCCGGUGGCCCAGAAUGGGGAGGGGGACUUUUCGGCUGUUCAGCCAGAGUUGUUCUGCUGGGACUGCCAGGCGCCCAUGGCGGCCCGCCCCCCGCGCCGCGGCCGGCCGCGGCGCGGCCUGGCCGCCGCCGGGUGCGGCGCCGCGGGGCUCUGCGCGGCUCAGACCGCGAGCGCCGCGAAGGAGACACUGCGGGCGCUUCCGUUCGCGGUUCCGGACUGCUUUCUUUUCGAUCCGAUCCUGAUGUGCGAGCUCAGCGAGGCCAUCGCCAGGGCCAAGGUGCUGGCUGACAUCGCAGGUGAAGACAUCGAGGUGGACGCAGCUGAGGUCUGGGUCGUCAGCGACCCGUCGCACCGCCGCUUCGGUGAGCAGGUGGAACCGGGCAUCCUGGAUGACGCCGCGCGGGCCCUGCAACGCGAGACUAGGGGGGUGGUCCAGCUCGAUGCGAACGACGCGGGCUCAGAGGUGCAUGUUUCGAGGGUCAACUCCAACGACAUUGCCGAGUGGAAGAGCAGGGUCGGCGGAGGAGGAGAUCCUCGGUUGCUGGGCACCUUCCGCACUGCGGGCGGCAAACGCUUCCUGCAGACCAAGGAUGCCGUCGGCAAGCUUGAGGAGACAAAGUUCGAUGACUUCCCUUUCGACGACCCUCGUGCUGCCAAAGAGUAUCUGGACGGGAUCCUCGAGACCACCGACGGCUCGUUCGACGCCUACCAUCGGAACUGGUGCAUGGCGGCGGGGGUCUCGCCGAACAGUGGCAUCGCCCACGAUCGCCGCAUCAUCUUGGAGGCGAUGCGUUUGGGUCUCACGUAUGACCAGAUCAACCUGGCAAACUCGGCCAUGGGCGAGCAGCUCGUCAGGCGGCUCAUCCAGCGCGAGCUCGCGGUGGAGAAGGACGCGAAGCACGCGGACUACAGCGGGCUCGGCUACAUGCUGGCGGGAUCUACUGAUGAUCGGGGGAGAGCUGCCGUCCCGAAGUUCACCAUGUGGGUCGCCGAGAAGCAGCACCAACGGGCCUUCACGCCCAAGCAGAGUCGACUGCUACGAGAGGAGAGACAGGCCGACGAGAAGAGGCGUGGCAAGGGCCCCAAGGGGUCCAGGGGCGGCGGCAAGUCUGGCGCUGGUGAGUACCUGGAGUGCGUGGACGUGCUGGACAUCAAGUCCAGCGUCUUCUGGAGUCCGUCCGAAGUUUGCACAGCGAAAGACCUGUACACUCAGGAGCCACAGCACAUGGCGCCCUACCUUCCCGAGAAGUUGAAGGUGACGAAGGCUGUGUUGCGGCUGGCCACGGACUUCCGAAAACAAAUCGUGAAGAGCGAUGCCGAGCUGGAGGCGGAUCGAUUGGGAGGCGCGUCUGCCACUCCGUACUGGUGCCCUGACCUUCGGCGCUCAAAGAAGAGCCGACGUGAGUUGUUCGCCAACUUGUGCAAGCGCAAGCUGCUCACCUUCAGGCGCCGCAUCUUUUCGAGAGUCUCGAUUUUCUUCGUUUGGAAGAAGACUUGGAUGACCCGUCUUAUUGUGCAUGCUCGGGCCACCAAUGAAAAAUGCAGGACGCCACCUCAUGCCGACCUGGGCACGAUCGCGGCUCUGGCGGACACUGACCUCAGCCUGUCGGAGCUCUCUGAUGCUGCCGACGCCGAGCUGACUCCCUGGAUGUGCGACAACUGGCGCAUGGCCAGCUGGUUCGGGAUGGACGACCCCGACGAGGCCUCGCCCGAGCUGCCCGGGAGAAACACCGAGUACCUCGGGCGAAGUGCUGCGGAUCUGGGUCGGCCACGUGGCACUUCCGCCACCUCCGCCUGCUCCCUGCGCGGCUGCCAGUGCCCCUGCUCCUACCAGCUCCUCGACCUCAAGGGCUUCCCCUACGAGUACCUCCACGAGAGCCACUACGGGGCCCUCUUCUGCGGGCGCUACAAGGGCUGCUACGACCGGGCCCUCUACUUCGUUUUCGGCACCCUGUGGGACUUCAAGUGGGCCUCCUACUGGGACCUCAAGGCCGGCUCACCGCUUACGUCGGCCAGCAGUGGCGGGCCACUGCUCGCGCCCAGGCAGCGACCCGAAGGCAGGCGACAGCGACUCGCCCGCCCCCCAGCUGUUCGACACGGGCCCGCUCCGCAGCCCCGCAACCUGGUGGAGUGCAGCGUCGCGCCCGGCACCCUGCGCACCUACAAGGCCGAGGUCGCGGAGUUCAGAGCCUGGGCAGCUGGCAGGGGCCUCGGCCUCCGGACGCCAGAGUCGGCCGACUCUGCGAUGUCGGACUAUUUCGACUGGCUGUUCGCUCAACGGGGGCAGCCUCAGCUGGGCAGGUGGACCCUGUACGGCUACGCGCUACUGCACCUCUCACACCUCGGCCGAGGCGGCCAUGUGCUACCUAGAGCCAAGGCAGCGUUGAGGGGCUGGGUACGGCAGAUGCCAGGUCGCAUCCGUGACCCUUGUCCGAUCGAAGCCGCCUGGCUGAUCGCUCAGUGGAUGCUGCUCAAGAAUCAGGCUUUCUACUUCUGGUGUUCGCUAGCGGUGGUAAUGCAAGUGGAUACCUAUGUGCGUCCAGGCGCUUUGCUGGACAUCAAGAAAGAGGACCUGGUGCCACCGCUUCUGCAGCGGGGCUCACGCCAUGUGGAUGAGGGCCUGGCGCUGGCCCCUAGCGCAAGAACUGGCAAAACGAAGUCGGGCGAGCAAGACGACGCUUUGAUCAUUGGCAUCCUGGACAGUGCCUUCGUUAAAGAUAUGGUCGCUUUCUUGCAUAGCUCCGCUCGCGGAGGUGAGCGUAUCUUCAGACACCUCACUCUGCCGUCUUACGAGAAAGCCGUCAAAGACGCAUGUGAGGCGCUGGAGUUGCAGAGCCUAAGGCGAGAGGUAAUUGCUGCUGGCUUCAAGCUGCCAGACCUGCUCAAGAGUGCGGCCGCUGCCGCGGCGGCCUUCGCCGCGGCGCCAGGGGCGGCGGCCCGCGGGCUCGGCGAAGCGAGGAAGCCCCGCACCGCCCGCAGCGCGUCGGCCGCCGCCAGCUCCGCGCAGCGCGGCGGCUGCAGCGGGGGCGCCGCCCUGGCGGCCUCCGCGACGCUGACCGCGGGGGGCGCGGCGUCGGGCCGACGGCGCAGGCGCGCCCCAGCCUGGCGGCGGGGCGCCGCGGCAGGCAGCGGCGAGGCACCUGGCGGCUCCGAGCAGGAGGGCGCCGGGGGGCCGGACGCCGGGGGCGGCGACGAGAACCCCGUGGUGAGCUGGUGGAACCGGCAAGACGUCGAGCUGAAGGAGGACAUCAAGGUGUUCUUCCAGUCGCUCACCGUUGCCCUCUUCAUCCGGGGUGUCUUCGUGGAGCCGCGGUUCAUACCGUCAUUGUCUAUGUACCCCACGUUCGACGUGGGCGACCAGCUCGCGGUGGACAAGAUCUCGCGGAACUGGCGGUCGUACGAGCGCAGGGACGUGGUCGUGUUCACCCCCCCGCCGGCCUUCAGCGCGGCGGUGGGCGAGGACAAGUCGGGGGAGGCGCUUAUCAAGCGGAUUGUGGCGCUCGAGGGGGACACCGUUGAGGUGAAGAAUGGCGGCCAGCUGUACAUCAACGGUGAGGUCCAGGACGAGCCGUUCACGAACGAGAAGGCCAGGUACAACUUCGGCCCGGUGACGGUCCCCAAGGGCUGCGUGUUCGUGCUCGGCGACAACCGCAACGCCUCCAUGGACGGGCACGUCUGGGGCUUCCUGCCCAAGGACGACCUGCCCGACCCCUGA
Messenger RNA from Prorocentrum cordatum, 3747 nucleotides. NCBI's taxonomy places the organism in Eukaryota, Dinophyceae, Prorocentrales, Prorocentraceae. The record is from the annotation of a GenBank genome assembly.